AGAAACAUAAUUUCAGUUAAAUAUUUCUGUAGUCUUACUUUUCUUGAGUUACUAACCAUUUUGCAUCUAUGUAAAUCCUGGAACACUAAGUUCAUUCUUCUGAAGUGUGUUGCAUUUACAUGGGGUUGUUGAAUCUUGGAAAAUAUUUUACUGUGUAUAAUGGCAUUGCAAUUAGCUGAAUGCUUUUCAUAAGGCUAGUUGCUUACGGUCCUUCUUUUUCCUGUCACUCAGGACAGAAACAAGGGACUGAUUUUUCUUCCCAAAUGUAGUAUGCCUACAGUUAGUGUAUGUUUAACAUGAAUUGCACUGAUGUGCCAGCCCAAAUGCCCCUCUCUUUAAUCCACAGUUUACAUGCAAAAUAUUUUCUCCAAAACCUAGACAUCAGGCUAGUUCUUUUUUUUUUUUUAAAUUUCUGACGUGUCAAUUGCAGAAUCAAAAGUGUUGGAAGAGAUUUAGUCUUAGCAAGAAUGUAGUGAAGCUGGUCUGUUCAACAUUUCACGUCAGUUCUGUGCUGCAGCAUACUUGCUUACUUUCUCUGUUCUUGGUUGGGAAAGCUGCCAAAAGGAAAUGUGAGGAAUCUGUCCAACAACUUGCCUCUUUCAGAAUCCACAUCCCAUUUUGCAAUUUGGGUUUUUUUUUCUGUAAUGUCUAUUUGGACUCUUACAAUAAUAAGGCAUCAGGGAAGAAAUCCAUUCCUCAGUCUGUUGCAAAAGAACCAGGAGGGUGCUGUAGUUACAGGAAUUCCGAAGAGCUUUAGCAGAGGGAUCCCACUCUGCGUGCAGUUUACUUUCCAUAGAUGUGAGUGGAGGACUUGCCACUACAGACCAAUUGUAAUUGUGGCAAAGCUUUUCCUGCCAGUACUGUGCAAGCUGGUUAUUCUAUUAAAAAAAAAUCCAUAUCACUUACAAGUGCCUCAGUUUAUAGAUUAAUCAAAUUCUGUAUUAAUCAGUUUUGAUAAUGCAGAUUAUAAGCACAUGUAGGAGCAUCUGCUUCUAUUUUGUUUUGUUGGAGAUUAUCCCUUAAUCAUGCAAGGUCCAGGUGUGCAUUUUCAGAUUUGUUGACUCAGGAAAGGUGGAGGUGCUAUUAAAGGCCAGUCCCAUUAUGCUGUAGUUACAUUUAUGUUGUUGCCUCUCUGAAGAAUUGCACCACUCAGUGAAGAGAAUGGCAAGAAGAAAUGUCCUCAUUACAGGCUGCUCCUCAGGAAUUGGACUGGCAUUAGCUGUAAAAAUGGCAAAAGAUGAACAGAAAAGAUUUAAAGUGUAUGCCACAAUGAGAAACCUGGCCAAGAAAGAGCCACUGGAGGAAGCUGCAGGUCAGAGGCUGGGCAAAACCCUGGAGAUUAAACAACUGGAUGUCUGUGAUGAACAGUCUAUUAAAGCUUGUGUGAACAGCAUCCCUGACAGGAGGAUUGAUGUCCUAGUGAGCAAUGCUGGAAUGGGGCUCAUUGGACCUAUUGAAUGUCAGACCAUUGAGGAAAUGAAAACAGUGAUGGACACCAACUUCUUUGGCCUGGUUCGACUCCUGAAGGAGAUCUUGCCUGACAUGAAGAGGAGAAAGAGUGGGCAUAUAGUUAUAAUAAGCAGUGUUAUGGGAAUACAAGGCAUCUUAUUUAAUGAUGUUUAUGCUGCAUCUAAGUUUGCUGUGGAAGGAUUCUGCGAAAGUUUAGCUAUACAAGCACUCAAGUUCAAACUGCAGUUAAGUUUGAUUGAACCAGGCCCAGUGGUUACAGAGUUUGAAAGAAAAGUGUUUGAAGAUGGAAUGAAAAUGGAUCUUUCAGCCGCAGAUAAAGAAACAGCUGAGAUGUUUACUAAUAUUUACCUUAAAAAUUACAAACAGAUUUUCCAGAGCCUGGGACAAAGUGCUGAAGAUGUUGCAGAGCAUACAGUAAAGAUAAUUCUUGCAGAAAAUCCACCUUUUCGCCAUCAGACCAACACCUUGUAUACUCCAAUGACAACUCUGAAGUAUGCAGAUCCAAAUGGAGAUCUACCCAUUGACAUAUUCUACAAAAUGGUUUUUCAGCAUGACAAAGUCUUCAGUGCAAGUCUCAACUUCAUCAAAUUGCUACGGUGGAGAAGCAGAAAGAGCUUUGACCUGGGAAAACCCUCACAAUAAGUAUGAGAUUAUGUAGUGCAAAUUGGAAUUACUUGUAGCUACUGAUGACACAGUAUGUUGUUAUUCAAAUGCCUUUGCUCUGUAAUUAUGAAAAGGCAUGCAAGAUGUUUGUUUGAGCUUAGCUAAGGUAUCCAUUUUAAUGUGUAUCUCUUGAAUGUUACAGUUUGCAGAACCUUGCAAUUAAAAUCCUCUAACUAUAGUUUUAUUCUGUUUAGUGUUUGCUUUUUCCAGAGAUGUUUUAUUAGGAACAUGAGCAUUGACUGAUAUUUGUGUAUUCAGUAUUAACCUGACCUCCUUCACUUACUUGAAUAUAAUACACACUGAGAGGUGUACAGUAUGCAAACUAUUUUGAUUCUUAAUAUCAUAAAAAUAUGUUUUUACUUAUUAGGAUAGAAUCAGUAUAGUAAUCCCUCAAUCACACUGGCAUUCUCAUUUCCACA
Molecule: messenger RNA, 2552 nt
Organism: Catharus ustulatus (Swainson's thrush)
Lineage: Eukaryota; Metazoa; Chordata; Aves; Passeriformes; Turdidae
Product: retinol dehydrogenase 8-like
Exons: 6
Coding region: 1162-2112 (316 amino acids)
Biological process (GO): estrogen biosynthetic process
Cellular component (GO): cytoplasm
Molecular function (GO): estradiol 17-beta-dehydrogenase [NAD(P)+] activity
Source: RefSeq, a predicted model, not a curated record